UUCGCAUAGCAUCAUUUAAACGUGCAAUUUAGCGCGCCAUCCUUGGGUAUUUUCCGGACAGUGUAGAGAAAGGGGAGGAAAAGGAAGGGGAGGUGGGGGAAAUAAAAUCCUGGGAAGUGCAGAAGUAAGCUUUUGAACCACCAAUAUACAGCCUACACACCGCAAAGUGAAUCUAGGAACGUUUUUUUCCAGAGGCUAGCUACAUGGUUUAACUGUUUGUUUUUUUGUGGAAGAUCCAAAGACAGAUAGUACACCGGGAUACGAUGACUGAAAAAGAAUCAGCCACAGACAACGUAACUGCAGAUGUGGUCACUCCAUCUCCUGCGAAGAGCUUGGGGGAUCCUGGCAUCACCCCUCUGUCUCCUUCGCACUCCAUGAAGGACCCUGACCAGAAUCUGCAGACGGGACCCACGUACACGGUGGUGGUGGCCAUCGACUUUGGCACCACGUCCAGUGGGUAUGCCUACAGCUUCACCAAGGAGCCCGAGUGCAUCCACACUAUGAGGCGCUGGGAAGGAGGGGACCCAGGGGUGUCCAAUCAGAAGACGCCCACCACCAUUUUGCUGACGCCCGACAGGAAGUUCCACAGUUUUGGCUACGCGGCGCGCGACUUUUACCAUGACCUGGACCCGACCGAGACCAAGCACUGGCUUUACCUGGAGAAGUUUAAGAUGAAGCUUCACACCACGGCGAACCUCUCGAUCGACACAGACCUCCAUGCAGCCAAUGGGAAGAGGGUGAAAGCCCUGGACAUCUUCGCCUACGCUCUGGGCUUCUUCAAGGACCAGGCGCUGAAGGAAUUGAGUGACCAGGUCGGCACAGAGUUUGACAACGCGGACGUGAGAUGGGUGAUCACGGUGCCGGCCAUCUGGAAGCAGCCAGCCAAGCAGUUCAUGAGAGAGGCAGCGUAUAAGUCGAGCCUGGUUCCCCGGGACAACCCCGAGCAGCUCAUCAUCGCUCUGGAACCAGAGGCCGCCUCCAUCUACUGCCGCAAGCUCCGCCUCCAUCAGAUGAUCGACCUGGGGUCCAAGAGCACGGUCAAUGGCUACAGCCCCACGGACAACGUGGGGGCGGGAAUGACCCAGGCCAAGGAGCUCGUCCGCCGCAACCGACAGAGCCGCACCUUUUUGGUGGAAAAUGUCGUAGGAGAGCUUUGGUCGGAGCUGGAAGAAGGUGAUCGCUACGUGGUGGUGGACUGCGGGGGCGGCACGGUGGACCUCACGGUUCAUCAGAUCCGACUGCCUGAGGGCCACCUGAAGGAACUGUAUAAAGCCUCAGGGGGCCCCUAUGGCUCGAUUGGCGUGGACUACGAAUUUGAGAAGCUCCUCUGCAAAAUAUUUGGCCCAGACUUCAUCGACCAGUUCAAGAUCAAACGGCCAGCGGCCUGGGUGGACCUGAUGAUCGCGUUCGAGUCCCGAAAACGAGCAGCUGCCCCAGACAGGACCAACCCCCUCAACAUCAACCUGCCCUUCUCCUUCAUCGACUACUACAAGAAGUUCCGCGGGCACAGCGUGGAGCACGCCCUGCGCAAGAGCAAUGUGGACUUUGUGAAAUGGUCGUCCCAGGGUAUGCUGCGGAUGAAUCCGGACGCGAUGAACGCCCUCUUUAAGCCCACCAUCGACCACAUCAUCCAGCACCUGGGCGAGCUCUUCGAGAAGCCCGAGGUGACCAACAUCAAGUUCCUGUUCCUGGUGGGCGGCUUCGCCGAGUCGCCACUCCUGCAGCAGGCCAUCCAGACCAUGCUGCAGGGCCGAAGCCGCAUCAUCAUCCCGCACGACGUGGGCCUGACCAUCCUGAAGGGCGCGGUGCUGUUCGGCCUGGACCCCGGCGUCAUCAAAGUGCGCCGCUCGCCCCUCACCUACGGCGUGGGCGUGCUCAACCGCUACGUGGAGGGCAAGCACCCGCCCGACAAGAUGCUGGUGAAGGACGGCACGCGCUGGUGCACCGACGUCUUCGACACCUUCAUCGCCUGCGACCAGUCGGUGGCGCUGGGCGAGACGGUGAAGCGCAGCUACACGCCCGCCAAGCCGUCCCAGCAGGUCAUCGUCAUCAACGUCUACUGCUCGGAGCGCGAGCAGGUGGGCUUCAUCAGCGACGCCGGCGUGCGGAAGUGCGGCACGCUGCGGCUGGACGUGAGCGGCACGGAGAGCCCCGCGGCACGCCGGGAGAUCCAGACGCUCAUGCAGUUCGGCGACACCGAGAUCCGCGCCAUGGCCGUGGACGUGGCAACCUCCCGCAGCGUCAAGGCCAGCAUCAACUUCCUGGGCCAGUAGAUCCACGCAAGACGCCCCCCCCCCCCCGCCAGCCCCGCCAGGCCCGUGCAGCAAAACGUCACCGAAAU
Molecule: messenger RNA, 2341 nt
Organism: Conger conger (European conger)
Lineage: Eukaryota; Metazoa; Chordata; Actinopteri; Anguilliformes; Congridae
Gene: hspa12a
Product: heat shock protein 12A
Exons: 12
Coding region: 264-2273 (669 amino acids)
Source: RefSeq, a predicted model, not a curated record